Gigantopelta aegis is the source of this 996-nucleotide messenger RNA. Its product is annotated as basic salivary proline-rich protein 3-like. Lineage: Eukaryota; Metazoa; Mollusca; Gastropoda; Neomphalida; Peltospiridae. The transcript is spliced from 2 exons. The record is from RefSeq and is a predicted model, not a curated record. The coding region runs from base 1 to 996 and encodes 331 amino acids.
AUGCCACCCCCUGACGGCAUGAUGCCGCCGUUCGACAACCAGCCACCAAUGGGAGAAAACCCUGGAUCGGAUAUGCCACCUCGAGACGGUAAGAUGCCACCCCCUGACGGCAUGAUGCCUCCGUUUGACAACCAGCCACCAAUGGGAGAUAACCCUGGAUCGGAUAUGCCACCUCGAGACGGUAGGAUGCCACCCUCUGACGGCAUGAUGCCUCCGUUUGACAACCAGCCACCUAAUGGCGACAUGAUGCCCCCAUUUAACAACCAGCCACCAAUGGGAGAUAACCCUGGAUCGGAUAUGCCACCUCGAGACGGUAUGAUGCCACCCCCUGGCGGCAUGAUGCCCCCAUUUAACAACCAGCCACCAAUGGGAGGAAACCCUGGAUCGGAUAUGCCACCUCGAGACGGUAGGAUGCCACCCCCUGACGGCAUGAUGCCUCCGUUUGACAACCAGCCACCUAAUGGCGACAUGAUGCCCCCAUUUAACAACCAGCCACCAAUGGGAGAUAACCCUGGAUCGGAUAUGCCACCUCGAGACGGUAGGAUGCCACCCCCUGACGGCAUGAUGCCUCCGUUUGACAACCAGCCACCUAAUGGCGACAUGAUGCCCCCAUUUAACAACCAGCCACCAAUGGGAGAUAACCCUGGAUCGGAUAUGCCACCUCGAGACGGUAUGAUGUCACCCCCUGGCGGCCUGAUGCCCCCAUUUAACAACCAGCCACCAAUGGGAGGAAACCCUGGAUCGGAUAUGCCACCUCGAGACGGUAGGAUGCCACCCCUUGACGGCAUGAUGCCUCCGUUUGACAACCAGCCACCUAAUGGCGACAUGAUGCCCCCAUUUAACAACCAGCCACCAAUGGGAGAUAACCCUGGAUCGGAUAUGCCACCUCGAGACGGUAGGAUGCCACCCUCUGGCGGCAUGAUGCCCCCAUUUAACAACCAGCCACCAAUGGGAGGAAACCCUGGAUCAGAUAUGGCACCUCAGGACGCCACCUAA